AUGUUUAGAUGUUAAAUGCAAUGUCAAUAAACGGCCUAGAUAUCGCAUGCCACACUUACAGAUGGUAGAAAGAGUGUGACGUGCAAUCAUCGAACAAUUCAAUAAACUAAUGGCUCAUAUAUUAACGCGUAACGCAGCAAAUUGUCCCGGGAAAUAUAGAUUUUCUUCGAUUCGCAACAACAAAUGUUGUCAUGGAUACUUUGUAUGUUAUACUGUAAUUUUAUGAGCUUCCUGGGUCACUAAGCACUUUACUCUUGAAGAGAGCAGACGUUGAAAUCCUCUGAGCAAAAUUGCGCAACUCGUAAAAUAUUUGAGUUCGAGUAUUACAUUCGGUUAGGUAUUACAUUAGUAAUAAAGACUCAUUCAAUAAAAAACGAUUUUAUCGUGUCGAAAUUAAUUAUGAGGCAAAAAAUUUUUUUUUGUUGUUUGAUUGUUACAAGUGUAGGAGGAAAUAGAAUGGACAUUCACGAUACGAAAGGAGAUUCUACAGAACGUCUUAAAAGCGAUGCGAGGGAGUUGGUUGAAACGUGUCUGACGAAUAAUUCGAAUCCUGUGAUGAUCUCCAAAGAAUUAUUCGACUCUAACUGGAAUUCAGAAAAAAAUCCACUAAUUAUAAUUGACAACGUAUUCCAAAAGCAGAUCACAGGUUUUCUUCCUGCGUAUCCACCGUACGUGCUUUUUUUUCAGUCGAUCGAAAGUCUGAAGGGAAUUGUUAAUCAUCUCAAGAAAUCGACACUGUGGAGCAUUAAAUCACCCUUUGUGAUCGUGGAAACCGAAUCACGUUGCAAAAAUACUAGGAGAGUUCUAGAAUUCAUGUGGAAACAGGAUUUAUUGUCAGUCUAUUACUUGUGCAACAAAAAAGAUUUGACGGCUAUCUUCACGCUGAAUCCUUAUGCAAGUUAUGCUCCAAAGCCGUGGGUCCUAAUUGAGGAAUUUGGUGACAGUAACAAGAAUAUAACCUUCUACAGCUUACAAUAUUCAAAAGACCCAGAACUUUGUAAAAGUAUAACUUUCGAAAAGAGGGAUCAUUUAAAAAGUGUGGACAUAAAGUUUAUAUCUUUCUCUUCUACAUAUAAGUCAUUACAGAAAAAAUUUCAUGAUGUUCGACUAAAACUACUUUUAGAAAAGAAAAUAAUCAAUAUAUACCAUAUACCGGCUAAUAUUAAUGCUACCCCGAUACUAGAUAUUGCUAAAUAUCCAAAUUCAUUUCAAUUAACGCAAGGUUUCAUUCAACAAUUAGUUGACCGAACACAUGACGUUCUUGGAACAUUGAUGCCAAUAACAGAAACUGAUUCUAAGUAUGUAGAUGUCGUUACAUACUAUCAACACGAGUAUGAGAUCUUCAUCAUGACCAAAAAGGAAGUUUAUUUUACAGUAAUCAACGAAAUAUCUAGCGAUGUAGACUUUGUAGUUAUGACAAUCGCGGUGUUCGUUAUGUUCACGAUAGCUUUGGUGCUCAUCAACAGAGAAGACAUAUGCGAGGCUCUGAUGGAUAGCAUGAGAUUGGUAGUCAGCAUGGGACUUGAAUCUCCGCUUAACCGACUGGCGAUGAAGUUCGUAUUCUUUUGUGGAUUUCUGUUCGCAUUCUUGAUAGUUUCCGACUUUCAGGGCCAUGUAUCUGCAAUCCUGUCAAAGCCUAUGAGACGCAAUGUCGAAACGCUAGAAGACCUCUACAAAAAUAAGUUCCAUGUGUACUAUCUUGAGAAACUAAGACCUGAUAUUAUUAAUAAACAGUUGUGGGUCACUGAUGAAGACAAAAAAUAUCUUCAUCCGAUUGAUACUGCGCAGAUGUAUGGAUGUUUUGAACGCGUGAAAACGAAUGUUACAACAGCUUGUAUACAUUUAAAAAAUUUUAUACUGCGUUCCGCUGCUGAUACCACUAACGUGUAUAUGUCAAAAAUGCCAAUCUUAAAGAAGCAAUUCGUUAAUUGGGCCAGGAAAAACUGGCCCUUAAAGAGUAAGUUCGAUAAAGUGGCGUUGGAGACUUUAGAAUCUGGGAUAGCAGCAGAGCUGGUAUUAGAAAAACGAGAUAAAAAAAAACUGGACAAAAAAAAAAAAAUGAAUCGGAUAAAAGCCAGGGAAGACUAUGACCAAUUCGACUACGAUGAGUUGGUAUUCAUUUAUUAUUUUGUCGGAUUUCUUUCUGCAUUUGGGGCUAUAGUAUAUGUGAUUGAAAUCAUAUGGGCGAGAUGUAUUAGAAUUCAUUUAUAAUUUAAACUCUGAUACCGUGCACAUAUAUCUGAUCACUUUAUUUGUGUUUUAAUUGUGAAUUAAUAAUUGUUAAUCAGUGACUUGUGUGUUUUCAAAUAUUGAGUGACGUUUCGACAGUUGUUAUUAAUUUUAAUUUAAAGGAUAUGAAAUUUUUGUGCGGAAAAUCAAAGAUUGAAAAAUUUUUACACAUAUAUGGUACCGGUGGGUAAUAAGGCCUAGCUAAGAGAGAUUUUGAAAAAAAUCCAAUGUUGCAUUUAAUUAUAUAAAUGUAUCAUUCAUCCUUAUUUUAAUACAUUAGCUAUA
Cotesia glomerata is the source of this 2514-nucleotide messenger RNA. RefSeq lists its product as uncharacterized. The record is from RefSeq and is a predicted model, not a curated record. NCBI's taxonomy places the organism in Eukaryota, Metazoa, Arthropoda, Insecta, Hymenoptera, Braconidae. The transcript is spliced from 3 exons. Bases 400 to 2211 code for a protein of 603 amino acids.